This is a messenger RNA of Seriola dumerili (greater amberjack), 8495 nucleotides long. RefSeq names its product myosin ID (gene myo1d). Gene Ontology annotation, molecular function: ATP binding; microfilament motor activity; actin filament binding. Bases 391 to 3405 code for a protein of 1004 amino acids. The record is from RefSeq and is a predicted model, not a curated record. NCBI's taxonomy places the organism in Eukaryota, Metazoa, Chordata, Actinopteri, Carangiformes, Carangidae. The transcript is spliced from 22 exons. Gene Ontology annotation, cellular component: cytoplasm; actin cytoskeleton; vesicle. Gene Ontology annotation, biological process: vesicle transport along actin filament; actin filament organization.
AUGCAACGGGACAGGGAUACAUUGGCGUAGAGAAGAAACUUUGUAUGGACAUGAGGAUAUUUUGGGAUAAUUUACUAUUUCUAACACAAAAGCCGAAUUUCUAAGAAGGAAAAACGCGUUUACGAGCAUUUACUUUCACUGUUUAUAGCUACAGUAUAUUUUUUAUAACCGUUUUCGACCUUAAUUAAACAUGACUGAAAUUAAAAUUUGACUUUUUACCGGACGAAUGAAAAUGCUCAUCGACCACACAGCUGUCCACUGAGGGAGAGGAGGUGCUCGGUGAAGCCCGCCAAUGUUCACCUUUUGUCGGCACUUCAAAGCAAGCCGUUGAUAUAUAUAUAUAUAUUUUUUUAUUUCCACGAGUUUCGGUGAGAAUAAAGUAGAAGAAACAUGGCAGAACACGAGAGUCUGGAGUUUGGAAAAGCAGAUUUUGUGCUUUUGGACAACGUGUCUAUGGAGGAAUUCAUGGCUAACCUAAAACUCAGGUUUGAGAAGGGGAGGAUCUACACUUACAUCGGAGAGGUGGUGGUGUCCGUCAAUCCUUACCGUGCCAUGAACAUCUACGGCCGCGACACCGUGGAGCAGUACAAGGGCCGCGAGCUGUACGAGAGGCCGCCCCACCUCUUCGCCAUCGCUGACGCUGCUUACAAAGCCAUGAAGAGGAGAAACAAAGACACUUGCAUUGUCAUCUCAGGGGAAAGUGGAGCAGGAAAGACAGAAGCCAGCAAGUAUAUAAUGCAAUACAUUGCUGCUAUCACCAAUCCUAAUCAGAGGGCUGAAGUUGAAAGGGUGAAAAACAUGCUGCUUAAAUCCAACUGCGUUUUGGAGGCCUUCGGGAACGCCAAGACCAACCGCAACGACAACUCCAGCCGCUUUGGCAAAUACAUGGACAUCAAUUUCGACUUCAAGGGAGAUCCCAUCGGCGGCCACAUCAACAACUACCUGCUGGAAAAGUCCAGGGUUAUUUUCCAGCAGGAAGGAGAGAGGAGCUUUCAUUCAUUCUACCAGCUGCUCAGAGGAGCUCCAGAUUCUUUGUUACGCUCUCUUCACAUCCAGAAGGACCCGACAGCCUACAACUACAUCAAAGUUGGAGGCCAGAUUAAGUCUUGCAUCAAUGAUGGGGCUGAUUUCAAAGCCGUAGCUGAUGCCAUGAAAGUGAUCGGUUUCACAGGGGACGAGAUUCAGACCGUUUACAAGAUCCUGGCCACCAUCCUACAUCUGGGGAACCUGACAUUCGGGGUGGACGGUGAUGUGACCUUGAUAGAUAACACAAAGCUGGUGUCUGUGCUCAGGGAUCUGCUAUCCACCAAGGAGGAGAACGUGGAGAAGGCCCUGCUCUACCGCACUGUGGCCACUGGUCGAGAUGUCAUUGAGAAACAGCAUACAGAACAGGAGGCCAGCUACGGACGGGACGCUCUGGCCAAGGCCAUGUACGAGCGUCUGUUCUGCUGGAUCGUGGGACGAAUCAAUGAUAUAAUUGAGGUGAAAAACUACGAUGCCAGAGUCCACGGGAAGAACACAGUUAUCGGGGUGCUGGACAUCUACGGUUUUGAGAUUUUCCAGAACAACAGCUUUGAACAGUUCUGCAUCAACUACUGUAAUGAAAAGCUGCAGCAGCUGUUCAUCCAGCUGGUGCUGAAGCAGGAGCAGGAAGAGUAUCAGAGAGAAGGCAUCCCCUGGAAACAUAUUGAUUACUUCAAUAACCAGAUCAUUGUGGACUUGGUGGAGCAGCAGCACAAGGGCAUCUUCUCUGUUCUGGAUGAGGCUUGUAUGAAUGUGGGCAAAGUCACAGAUGAGGUUUUCCUCCAGGGACUCAAUGGCAAGCUGGCCAAACACGCCCACUACACCAGCCGCAAGCUCUCACCCACUGAUAAGAGUUUGGAGUUCGACAGAGACUUUCGCAUCAGGCACUAUGCAGGAGACGUGGUGUACUCAGUGGUGGGUUUUAUUGAUAAGAACAAAGACACUCUGUUCCAGGAUUUCAAGAUACUGCUCUACAACAGCUCUAACCCAGUACUGAAGGCGAUGUGGCCCGAGGGCAAACUGAGCAUCACGGAGGUCACCAAACGGCCGCUGACAGCUGCGACACUCUUCAAAAACUCCAUGAUCUCACUGGUGGAGAACCUGGCCUGCAAGGAGCCCUAUUAUGUUCGCUGCAUCAAGCCCAAUGAUGUCAAGUCGCCUCUCCUGUUCGAGCUGGAGCGCUGCCGCCAUCAGGUGGAGUACCUCGGGCUGCUGGAGAACGUCAGAGUGCGCCGCGCCGGCUUCGCCUACAGACAGACGUACCCUCGCUUCCUACAGAGGUACAAGAUGAUCUCUGAGUUUACGUGGCCAAACCAUGACUUGCCAUCGGACAAAGAUGCAGUGAAGAGGCUCAUGCAGGGCUGUGGAUUUGACCAUGACGUGGCUUACGGCAAAACCAAGGUCUUCAUUCGCACACCGCGCACCCUCUUCAGCCUGGAGGAGCAGAGAGUCGAAAUGGUCCAAAGAAUCGUCCUCUUCCUCCAGAAGGUGUGGAGGGGCACCAUUGCCAGAAUGCGUUACCGACGGAUGCGAGCCGCCCUCGUCAUCCUUCAGGCCUACCGCCGCUACAAGGUCAAGUCCUACAUCCGUGAGGUCAACCGUCGCUUCAAAAAUGUGAGGUCCAUGAAGGACUACGGCAGACACGUGAAGUGGCCGACACCCCCCAAAGUCCUGCGCAAGUUUGAAGAGGCACUCAGGAGCAUCUACAACAGGUGGUGGGCAUGGACCCUGAUCAAAGGCCUUUCUCCAGAGGAGGCCCUGCAGGUGAGGGCCAAAGUGGCCUGCCUGGAGGCCCUCAAGGGCCAGAGGGCUGACUUGGGCCUACAAAGAGCCUGGGAAGGAAACUAUCUGAAGCGGGACAGUCCCGACACAGCAGCAUCGUUCACACUCGUCUCCAGCGAGCUGCAGCGGAAAGACAAAUUCAUGAGAGUUCUGUUCUCCUGCAAUGUUCGCAAGAUCAACCGUUUCCACAAGGCAGAGGACAGGGCCGUGCUCAUCACUGACCGCCACCUGUACAAGAUGGACCCCCUGAAGCAGUACAAGCCCAUGAAGAGCAUCCCCCUCUACAACGUGACGGGAGUGAGCGUGUCCCCUGGGAAAGACCAGCUGGUUGUGUUCCACACCAAGGACAACAGGGAUCUGGUGGUGUGCCUGCAGGGUAUGGUCCCUGCCAAUGAGAACCGCAUCGGGGAGUUGGUUGGCACCCUGCUUAGCCACUUCAAGAGUGAGAAGAGGAAGCUGCAGGUGAACAUCGUGAGUCCCAUCCAGUGCAGCAUGAACGGGAGGAAGUGCACGGUCAUCGUCGAGCCCAAGAUCAACCAGUCACAUCCGGACUUCACCAAGAGCCGAUCUGGUUACAUCCUGGCUGUUCCUGGCAACUAAACCAGGCUGAAAGAAAACAAAAAAAGAAAAGGACAGUGACAGCUGAUUUCAAACCAGGCCGGGAUGGUGAUGAUUAUGAUGACGAUGUUGAUGAUUCACUUCUCGUUCUUUUUUUUGUUUUUGUUUUUUUUGUUUUUUUUGCAGAACUGCUGAUAACGUGACAUUGUGGAUAGCAGCUCUGUAGGAGGAUUCAGAUAAUUAAAUCCUCACAUUGCAAAGCCAUGCCAAAUUUGACCUGUUUUGUAGAUUUCUAUGCAAUGCUACAGUGAAAAGGAAAUGCACAAUACACCUACAUGCAAAACGUUAUUAGCUUAACAGGUUUAACAAAAAUAUGCACUACAAGAUGAUUCACCAAAGUGGUGUUUUUUUUUUUUUCUUUUUAAAAUCCAAAUUUCAAAUGAUUUGCUUUGUGCAAUAUUUAGUUUAUUGUGGAUUGAUUAUUGUGAGUUAAGGUGAGAAGAGAUUAUGCGGCAACUGUUCGCAGAACCACUGAUGUUGCAUAAUAGGAAAAAAGAAAAAAUCCAAAGGCUUUGCAGGAAUUUAUAAUCCCUGCAGCUUCCUGUGUGGGAGCCAGAUCAAAAAGUGAAACCCCUAAAAAAAAAAAAUUAUAUUUAUAUUUUUCAGAUUCUUAGUCAGCUUUGAUUAUCUGCUUUGAAACACUAGUUGUGGAUAUAUUCUAAGGAAUAGUAAUGUUAGAUGACCUUUAAUUGAAGACUAGUUCAUUGUGUUUACAAUCACAUACAGGAGCAGAACAGCGAGUGAGAACAUGUGAUUCAGUGGUUCAGGCAGCAUCUGAUGCACAAACUCCAAAUCGAAUUCAUCGUUAGUUUGUUAGUCACAGGAUGUGUUGAGCAUAUCCUGAACUUGGCAGCCUGCUUCGUACGAAACGCUAAAAUCAAAUAAUUUAAAUCCUGCGUCUUAUACUCUCUACUGCAACGUCUCUACUUUUAUAACACUCGUAUACUGCUUAUGUAUUAAAAGUUAGAAUAUACUCUAUCUGAGCAACAUAAGACCAUUAAUAUGUGUAUGCACAGCACCUAUACUGCGUUUAGUGUACAGAGGGUUAUAAUGAUUACUGAAUAAUACUGUAGAUGAUAACAAAAACAUUACUUUUUUCCAGGAGGUCUUUUUAGUUCAUAUUCUCUUCAAGUGUUAGAUUUAAUGCUUUAGCUUGGCAACAGAGUGUUGCUGGCCAGUACUGUAUAAUCCCAUGUGAACUCCAGCCCCUGAACAUAGUCUCAUUUGCUGUCUUUGUGUUAAGUGAAUAGCCUAAUGCCUUGUAGUGGUCCUUAGUCCUGUGGAAGAGUCUUCCACUUGACAAAUAUCCCCUUCAUCAGAGGGAGUGAGAGAGAGAGAGAGAGAGUGUGUGUGUGUGUGUGUGUGGGGGAAGUGUGUGUACUUUGUAUGUGUGUGUGUGUUGAUUAGCUCUUUUCGCUCUCCUCCUCUUGGCUCAGGAGACUGAGAGCCUGGCUAGUGGCCACGGUGAAGGAGUGGAGGCAGAGGGGUGUGAAGUCUGCAAUCAGACUGCUGUCCUACUUUACUUUACCUCCCUGUCUAAUGAUGGGAAUGACUUCUUUUGUAUGAACGCUAGACUGUUAGGAGACGUGUUUCUCAUCUGAUCUUGCUAAUUUCCCUUCACUUCUCUGGAGCCAAAUUGCACUGAUCACAUCAUCAGCACUGAACACUCAGAGUUUGGUUCGUUCUGUUCUCACAAGCUGUUGGUUUUCUCUCUGGUGUUGGCACGUUACGAUAUGUUCUUCGUCCAGCCAUUGUAGAACAGAAGCUCACGAGAUGAAGAUUAAUACUGCGUGUUUGAUAUUAACAGAACAUCCGCAGAUUGAGGACGAAAGGCAAAGAGAGGCUAUCUGUUAUGGAAAUGUGCUUUUGUUGCUAAUUCUUGACCUUGGAAACAGCAGUUAAGAAAACACUUACUACAUUUAGUAGCCGUACUGGAGCUGUCAGUCGUGUUCCUUGAGCUUCAUCAGAAAAUGGAGUUGUAGAUGUAGAUGAUCAAAUUCAUGUGUUUUUUCAAACAUUUUAAAAACCUGAUCACAUCAAAGAUAACACAGCGGAAUUCAUCCACAUUUUUUUAUGAAUGAAUGAUUGUGUUUCUAGAAACUUGGUGACAGGGAUGUAGGGCUCAGUGAGCUAACCGCUAACAUGUUUGCCUGCCGGGAACAUGAGGUUUAAAAUGUAAGAUUUAGCACUAAUUAGCUGCGAUGGUUGUCCGAGGAAUUUUGUUCUCGGUGUUGUUCACCCUUUUAAUCAGUGAAUGAAGGGGAAAAGCUCUCUGAGCUAGCAAGCUUGCUAACUGUAAGUGAGAAAACAAGCUGUCAGUUAAUGAGCUCAUUAGCUCAGUGGCUAACAGGAUAAUAUGCUCACAAAGUUUAUAGCAAAGGCCAGCUUAUACUAUGGAUGUCUUUUUCACAGCUAUCAGCAAACCAGUGCUCUUUUGUGCAGUUAGUCCGACAGAGGAGGUUAAAUAAAAGUUGAUGGUGCGGCACAGCUAAAAGGCCACCACAGUUUCCUACAUUUUGGAAGGUCAGCGCUGUCGAGACAAGUUGCCACUGGAAAACGGCUCCAAUUUGUCUAAGGCAACACAAGGAAAACUGCAUCAAAAAUGCUCUAAUUAUAAUUUGAACAUAUAGACUUGCAUUACAAAUACGAAAACUCCAUCUGCUGAUAAAGAUCAUGUGAUGUGAUUGAAAGCUCCAGAACAGCUGCUAAAUGGAAUUGUCCGUCAGGGAUUAACUUUAAAUCUCAGCUUUGAAGUCAACAUGGACAAGAAGCACUUGCUGCUCAGAAAAAAAAUAACAAUCAUUUUACCAUCUACAGUUUCAUGACGAUUCUUAUCUACUAAUGAAGAUCAUGGGAUAUGGUCGAAAGCUCAAGAAUGGCAAAUUAAUUCUUACCCCUGUAUAAGAAUUAUAUUAUUAUUAUUAUAUUAUAUUAUAGAACUUCCUCAUUGCGGAAUAUGGAAGGAACUGACACAUGGAUGGAUGGGAUGAUUUUGUUAGCUUGAUAUUGAGGUCGUCAUAGUGACGUGAGAGUAACUGUUACCAGUUCUUAGGAUGAGAGAACCAACACUGCUUCGCCUCUCUACCCACAGACACAUAUCUUUGUUGUCUCUGUGUGAAGACUGAGUAAAGAGCACUGACUGUGGGCAGAGGAUCGACUGCCCAAGGUUAUGAAUCCACGCUCCCUGGGUGUCUGGCCUAGUUGAGGAGACUGGGGACGCUCUUGUCGACUUCACUUCCACAGGAAGGAAAACUUGUUAGCGGUCACUAUAGCCACAGUAGCACAGUGGCCCUCUAAUUGUUGUCUGAACAAGUCGUUUAUCUUAAUUAGUUUGCGAGCACCCCUGUCCUUUGAAGAGGCAAAUCUCCAUUCUACCUCACGGCUCUGUGGCGGAUGACCUCGUCCUGGUGUGUGAUAAGCAGCAGGAAGGAGUUGUUUGGGGAAAUUGGUGCAUUCAUAGUUUGGAUUAAGGAAGUGACAUCGGGAGCGUUAAUAGACAGUUUUGAAUGCAGCUUAGGUGCAGUGACUGCCUGUGAUGAGUGUGUGCGUGUGCGUGUGCGUGUGUGUGUGUGUGUGUGUGGACUAUAACACCACAGCUCUCCAUAUCCCUCAGCAUGGUAAUCUCCCACAGGGCUCUUCCUCUCCUCUCUGCUCGGCUAUUCACCGCUUAUCAUUAGGAUGGACUCCGUGUCACUUCUCACUUCAGCGCUUCUCUCUUCGCUUUCUCAAGGCGAAGGGGGUUGGUGAACAAAGCCUCACUUGGCCUCCUCUCCUUCUCUACUCCCUCUGCUUUCUUUUUCCUCCCUCACUCCCUCCCUCCCUCCCUCCCUCCUUUUCCACUUCCCUUCCCCUGUCAAAUCACUUGGCUCCUCGCCCAGCUGGGCUGACUGUACCGUCCUGCAGGGCAGUGAAGGUUUUCCUGUUUUUGUUUUUUUGUUUUUGUUUUUUUUUGUUUUCCUUCAGCCGUCCUGUGCCCAGGAGGCAUGGAAAUGGAAAGAGAAAGUACACCAGCAACAAGGCAAGUCAAACAAAAGGAGUAUCACACAGCAGAGAAAAAAUAAGACAAAGCUCAGUAUGUUAACCAGGAGUGGAUCUAUAUCCUAAUAAAAUAUAAGGAUAGUGUCAUACCUUUUGUUAAUUUAAACAGAUUCCCAUGAACAGACCAAAAUGCUCUACAUCUAAAAAUGCUACAAAUGCUCUAGUUGACAUCUUGACCUGUGUGUGGCUCCACUGCUUCCUGCUGAAGACAGAAAUCAGUGAAAACAGGACAGGAGUAUAAACUUAUAUUUUUUAAUAAGUGAAAGCAGUUUUCUAAAAUAGCUGGGCACUGUAGCUUUUAGUAAACGCUGCUCAAACAGGAGGAAAUAGUGCAUUUGUUGGGGACUAUUUUCAGCAGUGUAUUGAUACACAUUUGGUACAACAGGACAGAUUGGUUUUAAAAUAAACUACAACUAAUCUGUAUCAGGCUUUGGAUACGUGUUACUAGGGUGAAUGUAUUUUUGGUUUUGUUGACAGUAAGAGAAAUGUAGAGCAUCAUCAGACUUGUGCUUUAAUGUUCUCAGCAGUGAUCACUUUAUCAUGUAAUUGAUUAUCAGCUUUUCCGCAGAUUUAAAAACCACAGGCUUGAUCUAAUUACCCCCUUUAUAAACGGGCAUGAAGGAAUUAGAAAUAUGAAUAUUACCAGUAGGUGACUUGUGCCAUUGUGUUCUUCCCUUCACUGUUCUCUGUGUUGAGUGUUUAACAUGUACAUUCCUCCAGUUUUCACUGUUUCACUGUUUUUCAUGUAUUUGACACGAGACCCGUCCAUGUUAGCCAAAGGGUAACAAAUUCCAUUUUCUAUAAUUUAUUCUGUGGCUUUAAGCAAAAUCUGUAUGUAUGCACCGUUCAUUCAGUAUGUGCCUAAUUUUAUAAUAAGUUUAUAUUUUGCAUAUUUGUUUAAUAUUUCACUAUUACAUACCAUAGAUAUACUGUAAUAUCCAGACCAAGUCUAAAGGGAACUGUUGUUGCAAAUGUAUUCUGUAUAAAUGCAGAUUAUGCAUUAUGAUGUUCCAUAAUGAAAACUAUUUCAUUAA